GAGCACCAACAACACGCGCAACAACACCAGUGCCACGAGGAGCACCACAACGGCCACCACGACCGCGACCACGGCCAGCACCACGCACGUUGACGACCUUACCAUUGCUGCCUCUGGCACUUCGGCGGAGGCCGCGGACGCUGUAGCUCGCAGUACGGAUUUCUUCGUGGACAUGUUCGAGGUGUGCCUGAAGCUAACCGUGUCUCCGACCAAGUCCUUCGCAGUGGCAUCGAAGCCUAGGCAUGCUGUCCGGCUGUCGCUCAGCAUGCGGCGCCGGAUUCUCGCCCCGAAGCGGAGCGUGAAGCUACUUGGCACGCCCUUCUCGGGCGGGCGGCGGCGGGCCGUCGGGGAGCUGAAGGCCCGCCUCAAAGCUUUUCAGAAACGCAUUCCACAGAUACACGCCCUCCGCCGCCAGCGGAUUGACGUGACCCGCGUGGUGGGCGCCAUGGCUAGUCCCAGCAUGCUCUACGGCAUCGACAUCGUGGGAGCGUCCAGCUCCCACCUGCACAGUGUGAGGGUUGCUGCCCUGAGUGCGGCCCUGCCGCCGGGGGCCCAUCGUAACGUCGAUGUGGGCUUCGCUGUGCUGGACGCUGGGGGCGCUACUUUGGACCCCGCGUAUGCGGACUGGGCACCCUCCUCGGAGCUCGAGCGCAUCUUCGGCCUCGCGCGGCAGCGUUUGCAGCACGUGGUGGACCAGGGCAGGUCGCCGUGGUCUGCAGUCACGGGUCCAGUGGCCGGCGUUAUCGCCACUGCCUGGCGCCUUGGGUGGUCCUGCGAAUCUCCCCGGUGCUUCUACGACGACUUUGGCGAGCCUGUGGACUUCAUCCUCAUGUCCCCCGCGAUGGUCGCCGCUGCGGUGCGCAGAUCUGUGGCCAGGUGGCGCACCCGGAGGGUGGCUACCACGCUCCCCACUCUCAUCGCUGGGGAUCCCGCCGUGCACGCCCCGGCGCAGACCGAGAUGCUCACGCUGCUCGUGGACCGCCCGAUUGGGCUGCUCCUCAAAGGACGCGGGAAACCCUGCAGCACGGUGCCGCAGUGGACGGGGCGCUGUCGCUCGCAGCUCCUCUCCGCAGCCACGGGCGGGCAGUGGCCGCAGACCCGGAUCGCGAAGUUGCCGGACACCGACGGCUUCGUCGAUCGACGCUGCCAGCUCUGCGGCGCUGCUCUUG
Molecule: messenger RNA, 1169 nt
Organism: Prorocentrum cordatum
Lineage: Eukaryota; Dinophyceae; Prorocentrales; Prorocentraceae
Source: the annotation of a GenBank genome assembly